This is a messenger RNA of Rotaria sordida, 1800 nucleotides long. The record is from the annotation of a GenBank genome assembly. NCBI's taxonomy places the organism in Eukaryota, Metazoa, Rotifera, Eurotatoria, Philodinida, Philodinidae.
AUGGAACCGAUAAAACUAAAACGAGACAUAGUCGGUUCGAAAAGAGAUUCAUUAAUUACUCGUUUUGAAUAUCUUUCCAAUGAAAUUAUAUAUGAAAUAUUUGAUUUCUUGGAUUUUGUUCAAACUUAUGACAUAUUUUCAAGUCUUAAUAAACGAUUUCAAAAUCUUCUUAUUAAUUCAAACCAACCGAUAAAUAUAAAACUUUCAUUAAUAUCAAAAUCAAUAUUUCAACGUUUUUACACAGAAAUUAUCACGUCAAAACAACAUCGAAUUAAAUCAUUUGAUGUAUCAAAUCCGUUUAUAAUCGAUCAUAUUUUCUCGUCAAUUUCUAUUCUAUCAAAUUUUAUUCAACUUGAAAAUCUUAGUUUUCACGAUAUCAAAUCAGAUUAUCUUAAUCAACUUCUUAUUCAUUUACAUUCGUUACCUUCAUUAUCAUCAUUAAUCAUUCAUUGUAUUGAUAAUGUUCAAAAUAAAAACAUAAUUUAUCGUCGAAUAUUUCGUUUACCAGUAUUAAAAUACUGUAAAUUAUCAUUGAAUGAACCAUUUAGUCUAAUUUCAUUACUUAUUGCAACUAAUGAAUUCAGUUCUAUUGAAAAUCUGAUUAUUACAAAUGUUUUACGAUUUGGUGAAUUAAAUGGUCUUUUAUCAUAUGUUCCUAAACUUCGUCGUUUAUCGGUUAAUCUUUCAAAUAUAUAUUCUGAAGAAUACAAUAAAGAAUAUUCAAUUCAUUUGAAUCAUUUAACACAUGUUGAGUUGAAUCUAAGCGACAUGAAUUUUGAUGAAUUUGAAUUAAUAAUAAAAAAUUUAUUUAAUCGAAUUGAAGUUUUAUAUAUUUCAUCAUUUGCCAAUGAAACAUAUUUAGAUGAAAAUCGAUGGAAACAAUUGAUAUUAUCUCAUAUGCAUCAUUUAAGAAUCUUUGAUAUUAUGAUUAAACAUGAUUUAGACUUGAAUGAAGAUAUCUUAGAAAAAAUUUCUUUAGUCAAUCAAUUUCAAUCUAGAUUCUGGUUUGAACGAGGAUGGUUUUUUGAAUAUGAAAUUUGUUAUGACUUUGAUGAUCUUUGUUAUCUUAUGUUUUAUACAAUAAAUCCAUAUAGAAGAAAAUCUUACAUACUUUAUAUUUCACAAGACAUGAAAAAUUCUUCAUUUGGUCGAAAACAUAAAAUAAAUUCAGUUCAGCAUCUUAAAAGUGAAGAACAUGAAAAUAUAAUCAAUUAUAAAUAUUAUUUUCCAAAUGUAACUAAACUUACUUUAUCACAUUUCUUUAAAAAACAAAAUACAAAUUUUCUCUCGACUAAUUUUAAUAAUAUAAUUCCAUUAAAACAACUUACAAAAUUAAUUAUUGAAACAGAUUUUGAUAGUUUUGUAGAAAUAAUUGAUCUAUUAUAUUUAUCACCUAAUAUUCAUUCAUUCAAAAUUGAUUUAGUAUCACAUGAAUAUACUGAUUUAAUUUCAAUUGAAAAUAAUCAAAUAUUUCAAUUAGUAUCAAAAAUAAAUAAUAUUAAAACAAUGAGUAUUUUGAUAAACUGUACAUUAGAAAUAACAAAAUUCUUUAUUAAUUUAUGUCCACGAUUACAAUAUCUUACAGUACAAAUUCCAAAUGAUAAUAUUAAACCGAUUUUAUCAUUUUUAUUCUCGAAAGAUAAUUAUAAUAUACAGAAUUUAUUUUCAUUAUGUAUUAAAUCUAUGUCUAAUCAGCAAUUUGAUAUACUCAAUGACUUUAUUGUAUCAAAAAACCUAUUCAAUAUUUAUUCAACGAGAAUAAAACGUGAUAUAAAUGAUGAUGUAUAUUUAUGGUGGUAA